AUGGCGACGACAAUCAAACUUCUUUUUUUGAUAGCCUUGCAUGCAACCGCUCUCAAUUUAAUUGUGUGCUAUGCAGCUAAUCCGUUGUCGUCGAAGAAACUGUUGUUUGUGUUUGGAGACUCACUCUUUGAUCCUGGCAACAAUCAGUACCUCAAUAAUUCAAUGCCAAGCGCAUCAAUAUCAUGGCCUUAUGGUAUGAAUAUGAACAACAAAUCCACUGGCAGGUUAUCGGAUGGCCUUUUGGUUCCUGAUUUCGUCGCCCUAUUUGCAAACCUGCCUGUGGAUCCACCAUGCAUGCAACCAGGAGCUGAUUUAACCAGUGGGGCUAACUUUGCUUCUGCUGGAGCGGGUGUUCUAGGAGAAAGUAACGGAGUGAUGAAUCUUAAUACACAGUUGACCAAUUUCAAGAAGGUGGUAACUUUGUUAGUACAAAAAAAAGGUGAGCAAGAAGCGAAGAAGAUUUUAAUGAGCUCUGUGUACUUAUUCAGCAUGGGAGGCAACGAUUACUUUAGGUAUAACUUGAAUUACCGGAACUCCACCAAAUCUGAGAGAGUAACAUACAUGCAUACUGUGGUAGCCAGCUUAACAAAUGGAUUCAAGGAAAUAUAUGCAAUGGGAGGGAGGAAAUUUGCGAUCCAGAAUGUUGCACCAUUAGGUUGCUUGCCAUCGACAAAAGCAAUGUACCCUGAAUUAAAUGGUGCUUGUGUUAAAAAUUUCUUAACACAUCCGAAACUACACAACAAAGCUCUAUAUAAUAAGCUUAACAAGAUGGCAAAGCAACUACCAGGCUUCAAACAUUCCAUCAUGAACUACUACUAUGCUCUCGGUGAUAGAAUAAGUAAGAGUCCAAUAUAUGGUUUCAAGGAAGGGAAAGUUGCAUGUUGCGGCAGUGAGCUAUGUAAUGGACAAAAUUGUGGAGUAGGUUCAUACAAGUUAUGCAAGAAUCCAAGUGAGUAUGUCUUCUUCGACGGUGGCCAUACAACCCAGAAGACAAGUCGCCAACUAGCAGAGCUUCUGUGGAGUGGAGGGCCAAAUGUCACUGGACCCUAUAACGUGAAGCAACUAUUUGAGUUUCCUUAA
Molecule: messenger RNA, 1080 nt
Organism: Pistacia vera
Lineage: Eukaryota; Viridiplantae; Streptophyta; Magnoliopsida; Sapindales; Anacardiaceae
Product: GDSL esterase/lipase 1-like
Exons: 5
Coding region: 1-1080 (359 amino acids)
Molecular function (GO): hydrolase activity, acting on ester bonds
Source: RefSeq, a predicted model, not a curated record